CAGAGUCGUCUCCGGUGAGGAGGUAAGAAGGGAGCUCUGAAAUCCAUGGGGUAUGAGAGAGGGAUUUUCAAUCACGCCGGGCCUUUACAUCUUAGUGCUGUUGAUUGGAGCAACUCCGGUCACCGGAGCUCCGUCGCGGCGUGCUUGGUGCAAGGAGCGUACAGUCUCGAAAGAGACCGCCACGGCGACGGCGGCGCUCCUGAUUCUUCCUGGUGGGAGUUCUUCGGCUUCCAGUUAACCCAGGUGCUAGUAGAUCAGCAAGAUCAUUCCAUCUUCGGCGCUAUUUACGAGCUGAAAUUCUCGCCGCACUCUUCUUCCAAGCACCACCACCUCCCCGCCGCCGCCGCCGCAGGCGGCGGCGGCGGCGGGAAUCCCCCGAAACACGUAAUUGCGUUCCGGGGAACGCUCAUUAAGGCGGAUAUCAGACUCGACGUCCAGUGCAUCUCCAACACCCUCCAAAAAAGCUCCCGCUUCCACGUCGGAUUUCAGGCCGUCCAGGCUGUCAUUUCCAUGGCCGGCGCCGAGGAUGUCUGGUUGGCCGGACAUUCCUUAGGAUCUUCAAUCGCUUUGCUGGUGGGGAGAAACAUGGUAGAAAUGGGUUACCAUUUGGAAACCUAUUUGUUCAAUCCCCCGUUUGUAUCUCUACCGGUGCAUAUAUUCAAGAACGAGAAAAUCCGGCAAGGGCUCCGAUUUGCCCACACCGUCGUCAAAUCCGGAAUGGCCUUUGCGAUGAGUACUGCCCAGAACAAGAAAAUCGCAGAGAACGAUGAAGCCUUCAAUUUACUGCUCACAUGGAUUCCAUACUUGUUCAUCAACCCGUCUGAUCCAAUUUGCGCUGAAUAUCUCGAAUACUUCAGAAACAGAGAGACGAUGGUGGCCGCCGGCGCCGGAGAAAUUGGGCGGUUUGCGGCGAGGAACUCAGUAAGGAGUAUGAUUAUGAGUGCAAGUGGGAAGGAUUCCGAGCCCUCACACCUCAUUCCUUCUGCUUAUCUCACCAUAAAUUUGAACCAUUCGCCGGAUUUAAUGGCGGCACACAAGCUCAGCCAGUGGUGGCGGCCGGAUUUGACGCUUGAUUACAAGCUAUAUCAGUUUAGAUAA
Ipomoea triloba (trilobed morning glory) is the source of this 1098-nucleotide messenger RNA. Its product is annotated as GDSL esterase/lipase At4g10955-like. Lineage: Eukaryota; Viridiplantae; Streptophyta; Magnoliopsida; Solanales; Convolvulaceae. The record is from RefSeq and is a predicted model, not a curated record. The transcript has 2 exons. The coding region runs from base 46 to 1098 and encodes 350 amino acids.